This is a messenger RNA of Paramuricea clavata, 1191 nucleotides long. The record is from the annotation of a GenBank genome assembly. NCBI's taxonomy places the organism in Eukaryota, Metazoa, Cnidaria, Anthozoa, Malacalcyonacea, Plexauridae.
CGGCACUCUUGAUUUUUGUCGUGUAAACGGCACCGGGCCUGUCCGAUUGCGGUACGCGUACCUAAAAUUUUUGGCGGGCCGAGACCAUCUCUUGAGGUAGUCUCGGCCCGCCAAAUAAGCGGCACCGUGCCCGAAAUUUUGCUAUUUCAGCACUUUUCGGUGGCGCGAAAUAUUUCGCGGGAAUUAGUAUUAAGCAAAAUGGCCGCCGUCAAGAGAAACAGAGGGAAAGUAUGGAGCAACGAAGCAACAAAAACCCUGCUUAAUCUGUGGUGCGAUGAAGCAAUUCAGGUUGCAUUUGAUCAGUCCAAAGGGUCUAAAGAAAGUAGUAAAGUUUAUCAGAGGUUACUGGUAAGUUAUUCCGCAUAUUUUUUAAUAUUUUAACAUAAUUUUUAGGGUGGCAUUCGACUGAUUCGAGUUGGCAUCAUUGCAAUUUUAAUAGCCACAUGGCAUUGGCAUACGAUAGAGCAUGCAACAGAACUGCAAAACACAACUUUUAAUAGACCACGUUGAGGAAGAUGGCUAGUUCUGGUAGUGUGUAAUAGCAUAAUACGUAUAUUAUGUUGGAAAUUUUAAACAAUAUAUAUUUACGUCAUUUUAAUACAAAAUAAAAGUUACUGUACACGUAACACGUUUAGAAUGCUACUUUGUAUAAUUUGAAUGUUACUCAAUAUAUUUUGUAGGAUCAGUUACGAGCGAAAGGUUUUUCUGACUUCACAUUAAAGGAAGUUGUAAAUAAAAUGAAAAAAUUAAGACAAAAGUAUAAAGCUGAGAAAGAUAAAACGAAAAAAUCGUGAAAUGGUAGAAGCAAUAAGUGGGUAUUUUUUGAGCAGAUGGACAGGUUCCUUUCUCAAAGACAUAAUAUCACUCCUGUUGCUCUUGUGGACACAAUGGCAGAAUCUGAGAAAAUGGAUCACCAAAGCGAUUCUUUAGAUGAUGAUCAGAGUUUAGGUAUGCAGCAAGUUUGUUAAGAUUCAAGUCAAACCAUUUUUUUUAAUAUCUAAUUUAAAAGGCUGAAACUGGUUUAGGGACCAGUCAUAAAGUAUUUACUAGGGGGUGUGGAGGAUAUUUUUGAGGGUCCGAAAAAAACAACAGAACCUCUAGGGGGUACCAAAAUCUUCGUACUAUAGGUACGGAAAAUCAGAUUUAAGUUUGGAGAGAAUUGUUUUACUAGGGGGUCUAUUAUAGUUCCAC